Molecule: messenger RNA, 1237 nt
Organism: Megachile rotundata (alfalfa leafcutting bee)
Lineage: Eukaryota; Metazoa; Arthropoda; Insecta; Hymenoptera; Megachilidae
Source: RefSeq, a predicted model, not a curated record
AAAAAUCUCUAUAUGCAAAACACUGAAAUUGAAAAGGUAGACAGCAUUAGGAUACUCGGACUCAACUUUGACCACAAGCUAACCUGGGGACCACACAUUAAAUAUCUAAAAACCGUAUGUACAAAAAAAAUGAAUAUCAUAAAAACUUUAGCAAAUAAUAGCUGGGGAGCUGACCAAGAAAUUAUUAUACAAACCCACCAGGCAUUAAUUCGAUCUAAAUUGGAUUACGGGUCAGUAGUGUAUAACUCAGCUAAACCCAAUACCCUGAAAGCAAUCGACUCAAUUCAUAAUGCCGUUUUAAGAUUAACCACGAGAUGUUACAGAACUAGUCCCAUAAAUAGCAUACUAUUAGAAUCAAAAGAACCACCGCUAGAACAAAGAAGGAAAUACCUAAGCCUAAAAUACGCAGUUAAAAUCUCCUCCACUCCAAAUAAUCCUACCUACAACAACAUAUUCACUAAUAGGUAUACACACCUACAAACCAAAAAACCUAAGUCUCCAAAUUCAUUCUAUGGAAAAAUUGCCAAAUACGAGAGUCUUGCUGAUAUCACAUCGACCCCGAUCAUCCUACGUAAACAUAGGAAACCAGCUCCCUGGACCCAAAAAAUUCCAGAUACCAACACCGACCUCGCACUAUUCCCCAAAGGUCAAGUUACUAGUAUUGAACAUAGAUUUAAUUUUCAGCGACUAUGUAACAAAUUCCCAAACCACCAAAGGAUACACACUGAUGCAUCAAAAAAUGACCACCAAGCAGUAGGAGCUGCCGUCGUCUGCAAUAGCACGAUCUAAAAAAUCCCUCUCCCAAAAGCCGCAUCCAUCUUCACAGCAGAAGCUUGAGCAGUUCUUGAAGCCUUAAACUACGUGCAGGGCAAUACUGUCAACCCUCCUAUAAUGCGAACAAAUGAAGAAUAUUACUUACAGUAUUGUGUAAUGUUGUGCAAUUAUAAACCACAAAUUAAGCAGCAAAAAGCUAAACGAAUGGACGGUGCAGAUAAAAUUUUAGAAAGAAUUGGUCACCAACGAGACGUACUGUGAAAGACCUCUGAGACGACUGAAACCGAUGCCGUAAACGGCUAAGAGAUAAGCUUGAAUGUUUAUAUAAACAUAUCCAGUUAAAACCAUACAUUGGAUGCACGGAAAGAACUGAUGGGACGUUGUUGAACGGAAACCGCGCUGUAAGAGUACCGCGUUAUAGGAGGGCUGUCGCAAUUUCAGCUCCGCGUUAUAUGGAAACCGC